AUGUCUCGAAAAUAUAAUGUCGUUGUAUCAUUGUGGAAAAUCUUUUUAUCUACAAAUGUAAAUAUAAGUGUAUCUACAAAUGGAAGCUGUUAUGAAAUUCGUGUGAUUAUGUCGGUUGUUAUAAUCGCGUUUGCUGUCAUCACUCAUGAGAUGCGCACUCAUCAUACUGUCACCAAAACCCCAACCUCUCUUUUUAUUCUAGGCGGAUUUUCCAACCCGAACCAUACUUCAUUUGCUCAGUCUUACUUUCCAAUAGCCGGCCACACAACUCACUGGUAUUCUGAAAAUCUAUUGGUCUUAUUCGGUCAGACUCUGACAAACCUAGGUCCACCCCUGAAGAUCAUAAACCCAAACAAUAAAUACAAUACAAACUUAAUAUCAUCAUCAUCAUCAUCAUCGCACCCUGAACCACAAAGUCGUAUGCACCACACAUCAGUACUAUCCAAUGAUACUCUGUGGGUGAUUGGUGGCCAAACCUCAGAUCCAACAAAGGCAUUUGCAGAUAUUUGGGCGUUGUCUAUUAGCAAACAACGCUGGACGCACAUAACUGAUUUAGAGAAGCCAAUUACAGGCCAUUCGUCAAUCCAAUAUAAAUCUUGGUUGAUAUCUUGCUUUGGUGUUACAUCCUACAUGUACUCCAAUCAAUGUACCAUAUUUGACACUGUUCAACAAAUAAUGAUUCCUACUAGUAUAAUUCCGGAUAAAAUCCUAGGAUUAGGCGGAAUACCACGAGCGCGCACUAGCACCACAAUGUCUUUAGUUAAUGACCGGAUCGUUGUAUUUGGUGGACAGAACGGAGACGAGUUUAUGUCGGAUGUGUGGCAAUUGGAUCUAAAAGACGCACCCCAAUUGGCGUGGAACCACAUGCAGUCAAACUUAGUUGAACCACGUUCUGGCCAUGUAGCUGUCCAGUUGAAUUCCUCGCUUAUUCUCUAUCAUGGAGGCCAAACCAGCCUACACUCCCUAGCAACUCGCCACCUCUUCCUUUCCCUACCAAUGUUUACAUGGACCGCCUCUGAAUCACUCGAACACUACACCAAGCGAUCGCCAAUCGCCGCUGACGCAGAUAACGAAAUCGUACACGCCUAUGCCACCGACAGAGAACCAUCUGCAAAUGCAAAAUCUGGCCCAGGAGUAGGAAUGAUCGUGGGUAUUGUGGUCGCUGUACUGGCCUUUGUUGGAAUUGCAAUCGGUCUAUUGGUGUGGCACAGACACAGGCGUGUUCGCGGUAGACGCCACCCCCAGUCAAGGGCAACUCGUUUCAGCCUUUCUCCUCCGCCAGGCUCUCGCCAGGCACGCUACAGUUCAGCUUCAAUUGCUCCCAGGCUGUCGAUGAAUAGCAUACUGGCUAGACAACAUUCGGCAGGCAUGGAAGAUUUCUUGAUCGCAAAGCCAGAAAUGGCCAUGACCCGAGCAUCGAUUAUAAACCAAGCAGCCUCGAGGCCAACAUCGCUAGUUUCCCAUCGAAUCAGCAGUCUACUCGACCGGCGCCAGAGUCUCGCUACAUCGAAUCCUAGUGUUGGAGACAGGCGACAAAGUCUGAUGAAUUCUAGUGUCAGCCUAGGGUUAGGAACCGGCGGAGACAGACGUCAAAGUCAGACCAUAUUGAACCAACUAGGCAAUAAUAACAGUAAUACGAAUACUUGCAGUAGUGCAAAUACGAACUCGAAUACGUCCAAUAUGAAUCUUAGUAAUGUUCCGGAGUCUAGUGAGAUGUUUGUACCUCCGCACAUACGAGGUUCCGAUCUUCAUUUACCAUCACUGGACCAGGUGUGUGAGCAGGCCAGUCAAGAGAGUCUUGUACUGGGCAGCCAGCAUUCUACAACCGAGCCUGAUGAUCGCACUGACCCACCUGUUGUGUCCAAGCGACGUCGGCGAGAGAGUAAGGCACUCAAAAGACUCACGCUGACGAUAUUUUCCAACCGUAAUUCGCAAGGAGAAGAUUCACCCGUGUCUGGUUCUCCUUCAAACAAGUUUUUGAAGCGGUACACAAUUGCCUCUACACCUACCAGUGAGUCACCCUCUCCUCAGGCGCCAAAAACCAGUCGGAGAUCAAGUUUGUUUCGACUAUUGCAGCUUCCUGUGCCUGCAGCCUCUUCAGCUUCUACUAGUGCCGGUGCUUCUUCUUCAUAUCCUUCUAGUGCAUCAGUGUACAAUAAGAGAUCAAAAGGGUCGAUGCUUGACCCUCGGCCUUCGAAUGUAGGAUCAAUUGGAGCCAAGUCAGUAGCAUCUGUACAGUGGGUGGAAUUUAAUGAUGCAAUGGAUUACAAAGAACAAGGGGACAGUCGACCUGUUCCCUUGAGUGUGGCAAAUCCUUAUCGACGGAGUGUAUUUACAACUCGGAGUAGUCUUAGCCUGGAGAGCAGUAAUCAUUCGGCUCACAGUAGCUGUGCAAAUAGUCCGCUUUCUUCACCUCAGAGUCCAACUUUUGUGAUUUCUCCUCCGUCUCAUUAUCAUUUGACAAUGCUGGAAACAAUGUCUUGGGGAGAUGAGCUGAUGCAACGUCAGAGACAAGUUCAAACACGCGACGACAUUCCAUCAACAACGACAUCAAAAUUGCGAAUCACUAAUGACGAACCAGCAUGA
Molecule: messenger RNA, 2586 nt
Organism: Phycomyces blakesleeanus NRRL 1555(-)
Lineage: Eukaryota; Fungi; Mucoromycota; Mucoromycetes; Mucorales; Phycomycetaceae
Exons: 5
Coding region: 1-2586 (861 amino acids)
Molecular function (GO): protein binding
Source: RefSeq, a predicted model, not a curated record